Molecule: messenger RNA, 882 nt
Organism: Ylistrum balloti
Lineage: Eukaryota; Metazoa; Mollusca; Bivalvia; Pectinida; Pectinidae
Product: transcriptional regulator QRICH1-like
Exons: 2
Coding region: 1-882 (293 amino acids)
Biological process (GO): DNA integration; DNA recombination
Molecular function (GO): DNA binding
Source: RefSeq, a predicted model, not a curated record
AUGGCUGACCAGAUCAACAUUGGCGACACAGUUUUUAUUGAUAAGAAGGGGACUGGUGUGGUGAAGGAGAUUAUCCCACGGGGGUUUGCUGUAUUUUAUGAUGUUGAAUUGCGUGGGAUUGACUUUCAAAUUCAGCUUGAGCGCGAUCGUAUUGAAAAGGUGGUCCGUGAAGUAUUAAAGGGUAAACAACGUCAAUUAAAACGUGAAGGAAAAGGCAAUUUGGCACACAAAAGUGAUCCAAUCAAUGACAAUGAAAUUGACAUUCUGUGGAAUUCGGGUGAGUUAGGUUCUGAUACCCCAGACAGCAUCUUACAAACUGUAUGGUUUUAUAACACAAUACAUUUCGGACUUCGUGGUUCAGCUGAGCACCGACAUAUGUGUUGGGGAGAUGUUAGUCUUUGGAAGGAUGAGGAUUGGCAUGAAUGUUUAGAUUUCACGGAGCGUCAGUUGAAAAUCUGUACAGGCGAAAAUGUCCGCGACAUCAGAUCAGUGAAACCGAAACUACGGGAAAAUUUGGAAAACCCGAACAGGUGCCCAGUCCUUAUUUACAAACUCUACCGUGAAAAACGCCCUGUCGGAUAUAGUGGUCCCUCAGAUCCAUUCUACCUCGCGACGAAACAAAUGCCGUCACAAAACGACAAAACUUGGUUAAAAAAACAGCCAGUAGGAGUGAAUAAACUGUGUACUAUGAUGCAAAGAAUGGUGAAGUCGUCGGGAAUAACAACGGAAAAACGCCUGUCAAACCAUAGUGCAAGAAAAUACCUUGUUCAAAAACUGAGUGACAGCAAUAUCAUCAUGCAAAUUUCUGGCCACAAGAAUAUAUCAUCAACAACUACAGCCACAUUAACCACGACCAACACAAACAGAUCUCGAGGAUUCUGA